This is a messenger RNA of Penicillium bovifimosum, 882 nucleotides long. RefSeq names its product aromatic alcohol reductase. The coding region runs from base 1 to 882 and encodes 293 amino acids. The record is from RefSeq and is a predicted model, not a curated record. Lineage: Eukaryota; Fungi; Ascomycota; Eurotiomycetes; Eurotiales; Aspergillaceae. Gene Ontology annotation, molecular function: oxidoreductase activity. The transcript is spliced from 2 exons.
AUGAGCCUCAAGGUUGCCCUUGUCGGAGCUAGUGGCAACAUUGGCCCAGCAGUCCUCAAAGAGCUGCUCACCGCUGGGUUUGAAGUGACCGUCCUGACCCGACAGGACAGCAAUAGGACCUUUGAUUCUCGUGCCCAAGUCGCAAAGGUAGACUACGAGUCCUUCGACUCGCUGAAGACCGCUAUGUCCGGCCACGACGCUGUAGUCAACACUCUUAAUGUCGGCGCAGUUCCAAAAGCUAUCCAUCUGCGCUUGAUUGAUGCCGCCAUUGCAACUGGCGUGAAGCGGUUCAUCCCCUCCGAAUUCGGCUGCGACACCACGCACCCCAAGACCUCCAAACUACCCAUCUACGGGGACAAGGUCAGCAUCCAGGAAUAUCUCAAGAACGUGUCCCAGGACUCUGGCCUCAGCUACUCGCUGCUCAUCACCGGACCCUUCCUCGACUGGGGCAUUGAGAAGAACUUUAUCCUUAACCUGUCUGGUCCUGUUGUUCCGCUUUAUGAUGGUGGCGAUAACCGCUUCAGUACGACUACGCUCAGCGGCGUGGGUAAGGGCGUUGUUGGGAUUCUUAAGAACCUUGAUGCUACCAAGAACUCGACGAUCUAUGUCAAUGAGGCUAGAGUGACGCAGAAGGAGCUGCUGGAGCUCUCUGGUAAAAGCAUGGAGACCAAGGUUGUUCGGACAACUGACCUGGAGCAGGAGGCCUUUGCGGAACUGGCUAAGCCGUCUCCUAACCCGGCGAACUUUGCUGUGAAGUUCAUUCUGCGGGCCAUUUUCGGUGAGGGCUUUGGCUCGCUUUUUGAUGCUGGGAAGGUCUACAACGAUUUGUUUGGCCUGAAGACUUUGUCUAAGGAGGAGAUUCGUGGGCUAUUUGCCAAAUGA